Messenger RNA from Ascochyta rabiei, 1284 nucleotides. RefSeq lists its product as uncharacterized. The record is from RefSeq and is a predicted model, not a curated record. Lineage: Eukaryota; Fungi; Ascomycota; Dothideomycetes; Pleosporales; Didymellaceae. Gene Ontology annotation, biological process: sphingosine biosynthetic process. The transcript has a single exon. Gene Ontology annotation, cellular component: intracellular membrane-bounded organelle; cytoplasm; membrane. Bases 1 to 1284 code for a protein of 427 amino acids.
AUGGCCGAGCUGCAGGACAAUGAUGAUGCUAUCAACAAGAGCGAGGAGUCCAAACCAGAACUUACCAAGUACUUGACAGUGACGCUGCCCGGUCCUGAUGGCUCCCCAGAAGCUGAUGCUGUUCUGGCACUCGAUGAAGAUACCACAAAGCAUCCACGGCUAGCUAAGAUCGUGAAAAAUUCAACCUCGAAAACUGCUUCCUCCACCUCAGAGGUUCGUGAAACGCAUGUUGUGCUAUCUGUGGGUUCGGGACACCAAAAGGCGGCUGUCUUCUACGAGGACUGUGUAGGCCCUCUGCUCGCCACUCUGUAUCCCAACGACCACCAAGACUUCCAUGUGCAUACCACUCAAUCAGCGACUAGCGUAACGGAGCUCGCGAACGACCUUUUUUUCACAAGAGCAAAUGCAGGUACAGCUCUGCGGAUCAUUGUGCUAUCAGGGGACGGUGGCAUUAUUGACCUCGUGAACGGCCUGUCUUCACACACCACGUCGCCCUCUUAUAUCGCACCUCAAGUCGUUUUGGUGCCCUUGGGAACCGCAAAUGCGCUCUACCACUCCAUCAAUGCCGGGAAGGAAAAUAUAUGGGGCCUUACUGCGCUGGCUUCGUCGCAGACCCGCCCUUUACCUGUCUUCACAGCAUCCUUUUCGCCCGGUGCACGCCUCCUCACCAACGAAGCGCGUAGCGAAGAAGAACUUCCCGCUGAUUUCUCUUCCGGCCAACCGAGUCUUCACGGCGCAGUAGUGUGCAGCUGGGGAAUGCACGCGACGUUGGUCGCCGACAGCGACACAGCCGAAUACCGUAAAUUCGGCGUUGAGCGCUUCAAAAUGGCAGCGAAAGAAGCUCUGUACCCCGCUGAUGGUUCAGCAGCACAUGCAUACAAGGCGAAAGUAUCCGUGCUGAAAGGCGAAACAUGGACACCGCUGGAAGAAAAUGAGCACAUGUACAUCCUCGCAACCAUGGUAUCGAACCUUGAGCAGCCAUUCUGUAUCUCUCCACAUUCAAAGCCACUGGAUGGAAGUUUGCACCUUGUGCACUUCGGCCCAACAAGCGGAGACGAAGCGAUGCGAUUGAUGGGCCUAGCGUAUCAGGGCGGAAAACAUAUUGAGGACCCUACGGUAAAUUACGAAGCCAUCGAUGGGCUGCGUAUCGAGUUUGACGGACGUGAAGGAGACGCACGAUGGCGAAGGAUCUGCAUCGAUGGCAAGAUCGUAAGAGUUGAGAAAGAUGGGUGGGUGGAGCUUCGAAAAGACACACGGCAGGUUCUGGACAUCGUGGUCGUCUAG